CUCUUAACCUUUUAUAGAUCUCGCCGGUUACCCUCUUCCGUUACAGUUCGCCGGUGAAGUGCAAUUCUAAUUUUCCGAUCAAGACUUCGUCGGAGCAGGAACACUGAAAAUACUUCGAUCGGUACCUAUAUAUAUCUUGCAGUUCUGAGUUGCUAAGUGAAUCCAUAUGAAAUGGCUUAUGAUAACUCCUCCACGCUUGAGCCCAAACGUUCCCAUCAAUGGUUCAUGGAUGGCGUCGAGCCUGAAUUGCUUCCCAACAAGAAGCAAGCCAUCGAAGUACCUAAUCACAGUUCGUUCUCUGGACUUUUAAGUUCCAAUAUUGCUCCCUGGAUGAACACUCCUGGUUUCCACUCAGUACCAGGUCAAUAUGCAGAAAGGCACUUUGACAAUGAAAGUGCAAGAUCGCUCAGCUUUGAUGACAACAGUGUUCCAUCCGUUGGCAUAGGCAACAUGAAUAUGGCUAGAAAGGUGAUGGAAGAUCCAUUUGGAAGUGAUUCCUCAUUUGGUUUAUCCAUAUCCCAUACACUAGAGGAUCCUAGAUUAGGUCUUAACUAUGGUGGUAUCAGAAAGGUCAAAGUCAGCCUGGUGAAGGAGGCUGAGAACUUCAUGCCUGUGUCAAUGGCUGAUACCUAUACCAGAGGCAUCAGCAAUGCAAUGCCAACAGAUCAUGCUUUUAGUAAGGCUGAGGAUAGUUGCAUAGCUAUGGGACUCUCUUUCAAUGGAAGUGAUGAUCAUAUGAUGUCAUUAGGUGACACAUUUAAUAGGGAAGACAACAGUUUCAUAUCCAUGGGUCAACCUUUUAACAAGGUUGAUGGCAAUGAACUAUCAGUGGGUCAUAGCUUCAAAGAGAGCAGCUCACUGUCAAUGAGUCACCCUUUUUGUAAAGAUGAAAGCAAUAUUACUAUGCUGAAUCAAAGUUUUAGCAGAGAGGAUGAUAGCACUAUAUCAGUGAGUCACUCAUUCAAUGACAAUAAUACUGCCAUAUCAAUGAGUCAGCAAUUCAGUAAUGAUGAUAGCAAUAUUACAUCAAUUGGCUGCUACAGCAAAGUCAAUGACAAUGCCAUAUCAGUGAGUCAGACCUAUAGCAAAGUUGAAAACAAUAAUUUGUCAAUGAGCCAAUCUUUUGGCAGGGGAGAAAGCAAUAUCAUAUCCUUUGGUGGAUUCAAUGACGAUGACGAUAUAAAUUCUUCUGGAAGGCUGAUUUGCAGUUAUGACUUAUUAAUGAGUCAGUCUUCAGGCCAACAAUCGGAUAUUGUGACUGGAAAGCGAUUGGUUGAGUCAAAUGCCGAUACAGUUACAAGUGUUGCUCAAAUGGCUGGCAGUAAGGAAUUUAAUUCUAAAAAGGAGGAGCAGAAAGCAACUAAAAAGCCUCCUUCAAACAGUUUCCCUUCAAAUGUGAGAAGCUUGCUCUCGACUGGUAUGUUAGAUGGAGUACCUGUCAAGUAUAUAGCUUGGUCCAGAGAGAAGGAGCUCCGUGGUAUUAUAAAAGGCUCUGGUUAUCUCUGUAGCUGUCAGUCAUGUAAUUUUUUCAAGGCAAUUAAUGCUUAUGAGUUUGAGCGACAUGCUGGUUGUAAGACAAAACACCCUAAUAAUCAUAUAUACUUUGAGAAUGGGAAGACAAUCUAUGGGAUUGUUCAGGAGCUCAGGAACACACCUCAGGAUUUAUUAUUUGAAGUUAUUCAGACAAUUACUGGAUCGUCCAUUAACCAAAAAUCAUUUCGCAUCUGGAAAGAAUCUUUUCUAGCUGCGACACGUGAACUUCAGCGUAUAUAUGGGAAGGAUGAGGUCAGACGACUGUCAUAAGAAGAAUCCAUAUGCAAGAAACUUCUAUGGUUGUGUACAUGAUAGAUUGACAACCAAGGUGCGUAGGUUGCCUGCUUAACGAAACUGUGUUUUCUCUUUUGCUAUUGGUCCUCAUAGUUGAUCACUCUAUUAUCGCCUUGAUCCUUGGUAAUAACUCUUGUCAAAUAGUUAUGGCUGUAAAUUAUAUAUUUACUUUGGUUCUAAAUUUUUGUUAACAGAUGUAUGUAAAUUAGUACAUAAGUUUUUUGCACGCGGGUUAAUUCGAUGAGAAUCUAUGUGUUAAAAAUUUCCCCUACUGAGUGGUGUGAGUUGGUAUCGUAGUUUUAUAGCUAGACCAUGGGUAUCCUAGUUCUCUGUUGAUUUAUUCUUUAGCUGCUCUCCCCAUUGGCAGUGUACCAAACUUGCCACUUCUGAAUUGAAUAUUCUUGUGGAUUUUAAAGUAUUAUAAAGUUUGAUACGUUGCUGUGGGCAAAAAUUUUGUGCCUAGGUUAGGCACAUGAAUA
Messenger RNA from Solanum dulcamara, 2306 nucleotides. RefSeq lists its product as uncharacterized. Bases 172 to 1803 code for a protein of 543 amino acids. The transcript is spliced from 6 exons. The record is from RefSeq and is a predicted model, not a curated record. Lineage: Eukaryota; Viridiplantae; Streptophyta; Magnoliopsida; Solanales; Solanaceae.